AUGCUCGCUGCCGGCGGUACUGCCGGUGCUUUGCUAGCAGCGCCUCUCUCCGAUUUCCUUGGCAGGAAGAAAGCCGUCACAUCAAUGGCCGCUCUAUUUCUUAUAGGUUGUUCCAUGCAAGAAGUUCCCAACCUGAACGUCCUUUACGCCGGUAGACUCCUAGCUGGUGUAGCAAUCGGUGCGACCUCAAUGUUAGCUCCCCAAUACCUGGCAGAAAACUCCCCAAAGUCGAUCCGAGGGUCCCUUACUACAUCGUACAACUUGAUGAUCAUCUUGGCACUCGCUAUUGCCUUUUGGGUAAACUAUGCAGUCAGCCUUUGGCCCAAUCAGGACCCCGACAACAACAAAGCUUGGCAGUUGGCUCUUGGUAUUCAGUUAAUCCCAGGCUUCUUCCUCUUCGCUCUUAUCUGGUUCGUCGUCGAGACACCACGAGCCCUUAUUUCGAAAGGCAAACAAGAGCGCGGACUUAAGAACCUGUGCAAGCUGAGAGGCCUGCCGGCCGAGCACCCAUACGUACACCAAGAGUAUCUAGAGAUUCUGGCCCAGUCGGAAGCCGAGCAAAGCCAAGCAAAGGGAGCAACAAUUCAGGCUACAGCCAUGCUCUACAUAGGUCUCUUCCUCCGCUUUUCCGAUGUUCAGCCUGGUAGUGGAACGACUCCGGGUGGCAUUGUGGGCAUUAUCAUGAUAUACCUCUACGCCUUUGGUUGGUCUUUCGGGCACUCAGUAGCACCAUAUGUCGUAGCCGCUGAAAUCUUCCCCUCGCGCGUCCGAUCGGUCUGCAUGUCCUGCUGCCUCUUCACAAAUUGGAUUGUCAACUACGGUAUCACGUCCGCCACACCACACAUGCUGAGUACCAUGAAGUACGGCACGUUCUUGUUUUUCUCCAUCAUGACGUACAUUGGUGUCAUCUUUGUCUUUUUCUGUUUACCCGAGCUCAAGGGCCGAAGCAUCGAAUCCAUGGACGACCUCUUUGCUCAUUCACUAUGGACCAUGUUCAAGCGCGCCUAUCCCACCGAGGAUGAGAAGGUUCGGCAUGAUGUUCAGGAGCAAUUGCAGCACGAGGAAGACAAAGUUGUUUCCCAUGUAACGAUGGUUGAGGAUAGUGGUAGGCGUGCUUAA
Molecule: messenger RNA, 1119 nt
Organism: Colletotrichum fioriniae
Lineage: Eukaryota; Fungi; Ascomycota; Sordariomycetes; Glomerellales; Glomerellaceae
Source: RefSeq, a predicted model, not a curated record